AUGGAGCUGGGACCGUUACCGCCUGGCUACGGACCGCGAGCAUCGACUAAAAUCCAAGCGGUCCCAGUGUCACCGGUGACAACACCGGCGAAUGAGCGGCUACCCGAAUGCCUACAGAGCGACGCCGUUUCCCACAUUCGAAACCCAACAACAGGGUCGGAGAUCUGGCUGCUGGGGAUUAUUCACCAAGCGGAGCCUUAUGUGCAGUUGGUACAGAGCGUGAUCCGGGAGAUCAAGCCACAAGUCGUGAUGCUGGAAUUGGAUGCAGAGAGGGCUUUCCUUUUGCCCCCAGGGACACCAUAUCAGGGCGGAGACCUGGAGCUGUCAGGAACAGGGACAAAGCGAAGCCCCGAAAGAGGACACGAAACCAAAGGAAAUUUGACCAGGACGAACACGUAG
This is a messenger RNA of Ectocarpus siliculosus, 399 nucleotides long. NCBI's taxonomy places the organism in Eukaryota, Phaeophyceae, Ectocarpales, Ectocarpaceae. The record is from the annotation of a GenBank genome assembly.